AGAGACCCAAAAAAAGAGAAGCGUGCAGCCACCAGCUUGUCCUGGCACCCAGUUGAUAAUCAUAAACUAGCUGUGGCCUACUCUUGUGUGGAAUUUCAAAGAGGACCCAAAAACAUGAGCUCUGACUCCUAUAUAUGGAACAUUGAAAACAACAAACAGCCGGAGAUGACCCUGAAAUCCGUAUCCCCUCUUGUUUGUCUAGAGUACAACCUCAAAAAUAUUAGCAUCCUUAUUGGGGGAAGCUACAAUGGACAGAUUGGCUAUUGGGACACACGGAGUGGCAGCCAACCAGUACAGAUAUCCGCUAUUGAACAUAGCCAUAAAGAUCCUGUCUACAAAGUCAUCUGGCUGCAGACAAAGAUAGGCACUGAAGCUUUUUCAGCUUCUACAGAUGGUCAGGUACUGUUCUGGGACAUUCGUAAUAUGAGUGAGCCCACAAAGCAGCUAAUUUUGGACCCCGCUAAGAGCAAAAACCUUAACAAUGCAUUUGGUGCAUUCUCAAUGGAGUUUGACAACACUAUGCCCAAAUUUUUAGUGGGCACAGAACAGGGGCUUGUGGUCUUGUGCAAUCGCAAGUUAGAGACCACAGAUGAGCCGAUUGUUUGCACAUACAGCGGUCACCUUGGCCCAGUUUACGCCGUGCAGAGGAACCCCUUCUUCCCAAAGUACUUCUUGACUGUGGCUGACUGGACGGCCCGCAUCUGGUCAGAGGACAUCAGAUUGUCUUCCAUCAUGUCGACCAAAUACCACACAAGCCAUCUGAUGGAUGGCUGUUGGAGUCCAGUCAGACCCGCUGUCUUCUUUACAGUGAAGAUGGACGGCACCUUGGAUGUGUGGGACAUAUUGCUUAAACAAAAGGACCCGGUUCUCAGUCUCAAAGUUUGUGACGAAACUCUGUACAGUAUCCGUGUAAAAAAUGACAGCCCUUUGAUGUGCUGUGGUUCUCAGUUGGGAACAGUCACGCUGCUGAAGAUGUCACCAAACCUGUGCACCCUGCAGAGUAAUGAGAAGGGACUUGUCUCAGAGAUGUUUGAACGUGAGACCAAAAGAGAGAAGAUUCUUGAAGCUUUUUACAAAGAAAGGAAUCAAAUGAAACAGAGCUGCCCUAAAGAGGAGGAGGAUGGAAGAGCAGAAUUACAGGAACUGCUGGCUGAAACAGAGACUGAGUUUUUUGAGGCUAUUAAUGUAGAGAAGAAGAAAAUACAAGUUGAUGAGAAAUAACAGGAAAACAGUGUGUCAAGGAAUCCAUGAAUAACACUUCUUCUAAACAUGCCAAAAAAGGAGCAUCUUCCACUUGCAAAUAGAGUUUAAAAUAUUUCUAUCUAAAGUUAAUU
Molecule: messenger RNA, 1334 nt
Organism: Danio rerio (zebrafish)
Lineage: Eukaryota; Metazoa; Chordata; Actinopteri; Cypriniformes; Danionidae
Gene: dnai2a
Product: dynein, axonemal, intermediate chain 2a
Cellular component (GO): axoneme
Source: RefSeq, marked provisional